Molecule: messenger RNA, 2282 nt
Organism: Mycetomoellerius zeteki
Lineage: Eukaryota; Metazoa; Arthropoda; Insecta; Hymenoptera; Formicidae
Product: zinc finger protein 2
Exons: 9
Coding region: 244-2016 (590 amino acids)
Biological process (GO): regulation of transcription by RNA polymerase II
Cellular component (GO): nucleus
Molecular function (GO): RNA polymerase II cis-regulatory region sequence-specific DNA binding; DNA-binding transcription activator activity, RNA polymerase II-specific
Source: RefSeq, a predicted model, not a curated record
CCCCCUCUCCUCUCCGACCGUACUUCUCCCUCGUAGAUGCUGAACGUGAGCCGUAUCGUGUUCUUACGACGACGUGCACGCCCGCGCAUACCCGCGACGUCGUCUUCGUGGUGCCUGCCGCACGGCAGCUUGCGCCGCACCGCCGCCGUCAUGGCAACUAGAGGAUCAUCGGUUACCGCUCGGCAGUCGGACUAUUAACCCCGCGGCCCGUCGGAAUAUUACACGGUCAAAGGCAAUACAUCAAUGGCCCUAGAAUCAAAUGGCAACAACGUGGUGUGGUUGAACACAACCCGUCCUGAUCAAAUACAGCAGAGUCAACCAAUCGAGCAGCCAUUGAAGUGUUCCAUGUUUACUCAAACGGAGCAAACUAAUAGUUUUACCCAGACAGAACAGAGCAAUUCGAGUUACGGAGACCAGAGACAGCAGCAAACAGCAAUGUUUGACCCACAGCAGAUUCAGCAGCAACAAGCUGCUGCGCAGGGUCAGCAGUCGCAGCAGCAGCAGCAGACUCAGCAGAUGUAUGUCACAUCGGACAAGAAGGAGGACAAGUCUCAGCAGCAGCAACAGACUACUACUACCGAGUUUCCUCCCUCCUUCUAUUACAACGUCAACAUGUUGCAGAAGGUUCAGACAAAUGCGGUGAGCACAAUCAGUGCAAUCACCGAUGACAAGGGUUGUUACCGUUUCGAUGUUCAACCUGUUGGUUAUAAUACAUUGCUAAACCAGAUGAGUAUUGCCGCUGCGACCGCAAAUGCAACGUUCAAGUGUGAGAUUUGUGGCCUGGUCUUCGGUCAUAUGAGCUUGCUGCAGCAUCAUAAGCGAAUUCAUACCUCGACGCCCAGCAAUUUGCAGCAGCAGCCACAGCAGAUUGUGGUACAAACGCCGACAACAGUGACUGUCGCCACCACACCAGAAAGACCAUAUACUUGUGACGUUUGUGGAGCGUGUUUUGCAUUACCGGGAGAAUUAAAAAGUCACAAAACAAAUAUGCAUCAGAAACCAAAGGUGCAAAUUUGUGAAGAUUGUGGCAGUGAGGACCCAUGCGAACAUCAUCCAACUAAAGUUAAAAAGACUAUCAAACCUGGUCAUCAUCCUGUGAAACGAAGGGGUGUUACUAGUGUCACCAAAUGUCACAAGUGCAAUGGCACCGGGAUUAUUUUUAUAGGUAAACACGACGAAAAACUAGAUUCCGGAAUCAGUUCCCUCGCAAAGUGUGGCGGCUGCAAGGCUACAGGCCGCAUCGUCAUAGGAAGUGGCAAGCAAAACAGUCAAAAUCAAGCGGAAAAACCAUUUCAUUGUAACGUUUGUGAUGGUACAUUUUCUCGAUAUUCUUCACUCUGGUCUCAUAAAAGACUUCAUUCGGGAGACAAACCAUUCAAAUGUGAAGUCUGCGGCUUAGCCUUUGCUAAGGCUGCUUAUUUAAAGAAUCAUGGAAGAGUUCAUACCGGUGAAAAACCGUUCAAAUGCAACGUUUGCGGCAUGCAGUUUUCGCAAAGCCCGCACUUAAAGAAUCACGAACGAAUUCAUUCCGGCGAGCGACCCUAUCAAUGCGAGGUUUGCGAAAAGACGUUUGCCAGACAUUCAACGCUCUGGAAUCAUAGAAGAAUUCACACCGGUGAAAAGCCAUAUAGGUGUAAUAUCUGCGGUUCCGCCUUCAAUCAAGCUACGCAUCUCAAGAACCAUGCAAAAGUCCAUACCGGUGAAAAACCGCAUAGGUGCGAUAUAUGCGAGAUUGGCUUUUCCGAUCGUUUUGCGCUGAAGCGUCACCGUGCGAUCCACGAGAAAUACGGCCAGACGGCACGAAACCAAAAUGCGAAUAACGCAGCAAACGCACAACAGGCCAAUGCGAGUAAUCAGCAGCAGCAGUCGCAGCAGCAGCAACAGCCGCAGCAGGCGCAGCAAGGCCAGGUUGUGGUCGUGAAUGCGACUACUCCUGUUACUGUCAGCCAAGGGCAAGGCCAAGUUAUACUCGACGAGGUCUACAAGUGUCAGGUGGCCUUCCCAGAGCCUAAAUGAUUCAGCUAGAGAAUACCUUUCAGGAGUUGGUAAAGAGGUUAACUUUUUUAACCUUUUUUUUUUAAUAUUAAUCUCGAGAACGGCAAAAUCCAUGGAUAUAUGAUAUAAAAAAUAAUGGAUUUUACUCUGAAAGAGUAAAGUGAAUCCUGCACGAGUGACUGUGAACAGCGCAUCUCUUUUUUUGUGUAUGUGCGGCCACUCGAAUUUCGUGGAAGAAUAUUUGGUGACUCGAUAGAUUCGAUUUAGAUAUGGAUAAAGAUUCAAGG